UGGGAGAAACAAACUGUAAUGUCAAAAACUCUAUCUGCGUGUGGUGUAAGGCAAUUGGGAGCAAACGGGGGCAAGAGCAUUUGAGCCGGCGACUUGUCGGUGAGACAAACAGGUCUUUUUGGUGAGCUAUGUUUGCCAGGGUCGUCAUUCUUUUAUUUUCGUUUCCCAUGACCACGGAAUGAUUGCGCAAGGUCAUUGGAUCUGCCUUUGCGCUGUGUCAUGUUCAAUUGGUCUGAAGAAGAUCCGACACGCGCUGCUUCACCCAGCCCAGGGCAGUAUGCCUUGCCAACUUCUUUCAAGGAGGAGGCCAAGACAAAGCCGUGCUAUGCUCCGUUCAAUUCUUCCUGUGGAGAAGUGCAGGGUGGGAUCUCGGGGAAGAAAGACAAUGCGUUAGGCCUUGACCCAGCGCGCUACAGCCCCAAAGUACCAGGAGCUUAUGACCACGGCUUGCCCAAGAAGCACAUACCUUUCACGACUGGAGCCUCAAGGUGGACGGAUCUCAAUCAGGACUUCAGACCUGGUCCUGGCGACUAUGCCUGCGCGAGGCAAACGUUGGCAGGUUCGCUUUCAGUGGCUUCGAGCAAGACCAUGGGAGUGGCGCCCGCCGAGCAGCGCAUGCUCUUCAAAUCGACAAGUGCGCCUUCAAUUCCUCGCGACAGCCAAUGCUAUGGCUAUGAUGAGGCGGGUGAUGGCCGCCUGAUCCGCCAAAACCGGAAGGAUGGCAUACAGCAGCUUUCAGGGAAGCCUGGAGACAGCGCUGGGCCUGGCCAGUAUGACUCGCACAAGUGUCGAGUCAUGGCCAACGGUGCUUUGGGUGGUCGGAUUAUGCCGCCCUCUGCAGAGCCGGUGACCAAGCCCUCGGAGACACCGGGCCCUGGGCAUUAUGUCACCAAGGGCAUCGCUCAGAGUGAGAAGCCCGUCUACUCGGCCUUUGCCUCCCAGUCAGAACGUGGGCCGUCAAAGCAUGAGCACAAGGCUGCAGCUGAGAUGCCCGGACCUGGCCAAUAUAUUCCCAGGAUCAACCGACGGCCCAACAUGCGGGAGUUGCAUCCGGAGCUUCAAUACUUCGGCAGCACCGCGGAGCGCUUCAAGGAGGAUGAGGCGGCCGUGAUUGCCAGCCAGCUGCCUGGGCCUGGGCAGUACGGCGUUCCACGACACCAGAACAAGGGCAAAAGCUUUGCGUGGCUCAAAGGGAAGCGCUUUCAGGAGCCCAAACAGAAAGACAUACGGCCUGGGCCUGGCGCCUACUACAAUGCCAAAACCUUUGGCCGCAAUGGUUCGGUGUCCAUCUUGGGCGGCAGUGGGACCUUAGCCUUCGGCAGCAUGGAGGCAAGACGCGGUGUCAGCGAUCCCCGAAAGGGCCAGGAGCCUGGCCCUGGUGCUUACUACGAAGGGGUCGAGGGAGAUGCCACCUCCAGCAGGAAGCCGCGCAAAGUCGUCCCCCCCAGCUCGUUCUUCCGGUCCACCGUUCCGAAGGAUGUCAUGGUGGCUCAGUACCAGAAGGAUGGCCAGAUUGGGCCACCCCCGGGAGCGUACAGCCCAAGAGCUGCAAAGGACCUGGGGACCAUCCAGCGCUUGGCACCAAAGAAUGAAGGCUUUGGUUCUGCCUCUCAGCGUCUCCAGGGUGAGGUGGUGACCAGCUGUGGGCCUGGUCCCGGCUGGUACAAAGUAAAGGACGUCACUGGUGGCAAGAUCCAGGGAACCUUCAAUCGCCAUGCUGUGGAGGCUGCUCCAGCAUGUGGUAUGCCGAGGGGCUUGGGCUUCGAGUCGCAAGCCAAGCGAUUUGGCCUUGGAGAUCCGAAAGGGGAGGUCUUGCCCGGCCCGGGCUCCUACAACACACGGAAAGACUCCGACUGGAUCACCCUGCCAGCAGAGCUGUUCUCACGGCUUUUCAUCAAAGGCACGAAUCCAGAUGAAUCCACCUUCCAGGUGUCGGGCACUAUGCGGCAGACUGGGCAGCCGGUGGUCGGCAUUUCAGGUGCACGUGACGGCGCUGGAGUUCGACCCUUCUCGCGCGCCCGGGCUCGAUCGCCGGGCGCCACCGUGAUCUCCGGUGGCAAAGCGCAGGGACCUUCACAGAAUACGGCCUAUGGCUUUCAGAGCGCAGCGCAGAACCGAUCCUCUUUGGGAGGUAGUGGGACUCUUGCUGCGAGUGGAAACCGCCCAGCCAAUCUCCGCACGAGCACGGGGAACGUGGCCGCGCCGGAAGCGCGCAGCUCGGGUCGCAGCUCGAGGCUCAGUGUGGUGGUGCGGAAGCGGCCCAUGAACAAGCGCGAGGUGCAGACUGCGCAACAGGACGUGGUCUUUUGCAGGGAAAGCGCGGUCGUGGUGAGGGAGCCCAAACUCAAAGUUGACCUUACGCGCUACGUCGAGGAGCACAAUUUUCUUUUCGACAAGGCUUUUGAUGAGAACGCGACCAACGAGUCGCUCUACAGGUCCUGUGUGCAACCUGUGAUUGACGCUGUCUUUCAAAAGGCGAAGUGCACCUGCUUCGCGUAUGGACAGACAGGUAGCGGCAAGACCUUUACGAUGAUGGGGCCACCAAAGCGAUUGGUAGAGAACCUUCUGCCAGAGGAAAGACCUCCUGGUAUCUUCCUUCUCGCCUCGCAGGACCUUUUUCGAGGCCUAGAGAGCAAGGAGUAUGCACACUUGGGGGUCUUCAUCGCCUUCUACGAGAUCUAUUGCGGGAAGCUCUUUGAUUUGCUGAACAACAGGCAAGUGCUCCAUGCCCGGGAGAAUGCCAAGGGAAAUGUGGUCAUCGCUGGCUUGCAGGAGCAUCCGGUGGGAAAUGUCCAGGAUCUCAUGGAGGUCAUCGAGUGUGGCCUCAAUAGCCGCACCACUGGUGUGACGGGUGCCAACGUGGAUUCGUCCCGGUCUCACGCGAUUUUGCAGAUCAGCUUGAAAGAUCUGGAGUCGAAGGAGGAGCAUGGGAAGAUCAGCUUCAUCGACCUCGCAGGCAGUGAACGAGGUGCUGACACCUUGGACACCCACCGCCAGACUCGCAUGGAUGGCGCGGAGAUCAACAAGUCCUUGCUUGCAUUGAAGGAAUGCAUCCGAGCGCUGGACCAGCAGCUGGAUCAUACGCCCUUUCGCGGGUCCAAGCUCACUCAGGUGCUGAAAGACUCCUUCAUUGGUGCCAAUUGCCGGACGGUCAUGAUCGCCAAUGUGUCGCCCUGCAGCGGUGCCGUGGAACACUCCCUGAACACGCUGAGGUAUGCAUACCGCGUCAAGGAGCUGCGGAGCGCUCCAUCCAAGCCGAGUGGUGCAGUUCCAGCAGGCUCCAGCAGUGAGCCCUUGCCACAAGUCUGUGCUACCCAGGGCGAUCUCACUGCUGUGAAUUCCAGUGAUAGCGAGGUUGAGGAGAUUCAGCCGCCACAAGCGGCUUACAGGGCUUUUCCAAAUGACCAGGCUUCGCCCCAUUGGAAUGGCACCGCCCAGCGGUUAGGUACUUCUGCUCAGGUAGCAAGCGCGGUGGCCGUGGCAAAUGCUGCCGCAACAGCCGCGCUGCCCGGACAGCAGAAGGAGAAGGACAAGGAGGUCCAACAGCAGCCCCAACAGCACCAGCAGCAUCACCAGCAUCAUCAGCAAUCAACGCACUCGCAAAAUGCGCACGCAUCACCUCACAACAAUGCAUCGAACAACUCUCCGCAGCAGAAGAAUCAUUCACAGAACAACAAAGGCCAAUCCAUUGCCUUCCAGCCCUCAUCAAUUACACAAGAUCCGGUUGCAGCAGUGGUGCCCGAUUCACAGUCUGCCUUAGAUGAGUUGGCCAGGCAGCAUGACCGUCUGAUUGGCACAAUACUGGCAGAGGAGGAGGAGCUUAUUACGGCUCAUCGUCAGCACAUCGACAUGAUGGUGGAGCUGAUCAAGGAGGAGAUGGUGCAUUUGAACAAUGUGGAUCGGCCCGGCUCCGAUGUGGAUGCAUACGUGAAUGGCUUGGAUCGGAUCCUCCGACUGAAGGCUGACUACAUCGGAGACAUUCGCUCCCGCGUAGAUCUCUUCAAGGAACACUUGGCACAGGAGGAUGCCUUGUCACGGAAGUUCCAAUCUCUGGCGUCAUCAUCUACAUCUACGUGA
This is a messenger RNA of Durusdinium trenchii, 4077 nucleotides long. Lineage: Eukaryota; Dinophyceae; Suessiales; Symbiodiniaceae. The record is from the annotation of a GenBank genome assembly.